This is a messenger RNA of Trichomonas vaginalis G3, 975 nucleotides long. RefSeq lists its product as uncharacterized. The record is from RefSeq and is a predicted model, not a curated record. The transcript has a single exon. NCBI's taxonomy places the organism in Eukaryota, Parabasalia, Trichomonadida, Trichomonadidae. The coding region runs from base 1 to 975 and encodes 324 amino acids.
AUGAAUGGAUUCAUUACAUAUGAUCCAUUAAAGAUUUUGAAUGAUGAAAUUGCUGCAAGGAAGCAGCAAAUCGCGCGAACUACAGCUCAGUAUACUUCCUUAAAGAAAGAACUGAUUCAGCAAAUAAACGAUCUGAGGGAUCAAACAGAGAAACAGAAGGAAGAUAUGCAAAAGAAUACAGAAGAUCAAAUCAAAUCAAUUACUGAAGAAUUCAAUGCAAGAAUCGAAAAGAUGAAAAAAGAUUCCGCAGAAAGAAUUUAUAAUGUAAAGGAAGGUAUUACACCUGACUAUACAACCGAAAACAAAAUAGAAAAUAUAACUCAACAGAUUCAAACACUUCAAACAGAAACAGAAAAUAAAACUAAAUUUCUCGAAGAAUCAACGCAAAACGAGCUAAAUUCAAUUGAAUCGGAAUCUAGUAGACUUAAAAAGCGUUCUGAUAGAUUGUCUCGUAAAAUAAAUCAAUUAGAAGCUAUUAAUAUUAAAGAUUCUCCUGAAAAGAACGAAAAGAUAAAAGAAAUCAACAAAAGAAUGAAAAAGUUAUCAUCUGAUGCACAGAGUUACCAAAUUGCAUUUGAUAUAAGAGCUCAAAAAUAUGAUAAAAGCGAGAAAAAUACUAGAGAAUACCUGCAGUAUGAAUUGUCUAAGCUUAGACGUCAAAUUAAAGAGGGAAAACAAAAAAUUGAAACACAAAUUGGUUUAAUUUCAAAUAGCCAAAUGGAUCACUCAGAUAGAAUAAAACGAUUAAAGAAGGAAAUAUUUUCGCUAACAACAAGUCCAAAAUCCUCUAAAAGUCCAAAAACACGCGUAAUUAAACGAAUACCAGAGAAAAUUUCUUUCUUUGAAUCAGCUGUGAGAGACAAUAAAGUAUUACUCAAUGAAAGAAAAGAAAAACUUAGAAAAUUACAAGAAAGAAACAAAGUUUUAUCUUUUCAAAUCAGGAAAUUAAGAUUUCAAUUAUCAAGUUUUGAUUAA